Oryza brachyantha (malo sina) is the source of this 437-nucleotide messenger RNA. RefSeq lists its product as uncharacterized. The record is from RefSeq and is a predicted model, not a curated record. The transcript is spliced from 2 exons. Bases 1 to 399 code for a protein of 132 amino acids. Lineage: Eukaryota; Viridiplantae; Streptophyta; Magnoliopsida; Poales; Poaceae.
AUGGCAAGGCUGUCCACCGUGUGCUUGGUUCUGCUCGGCUUCUUUGCCAUGGCCGCGGCGGCAGCGAGGCCAGAAACAUCGUCGUCGUCGUCGGCGGCGGCGGCGGUGGACGCUCCAGCGACGACGAGCGGCGGCGACUGCACCGGCGACGUGCAGGACCUGAUGUCCAACUGCCAGGACUACGUGAUGUUCCCGGCCGACCCGAAGAUCGACCCGUCGCCGGCAUGCUGCGGUGCGGUCCAGAGGGCGAACAUGCCGUGCGUGUGCAGCAAGGUCACCCCGGAGGUCGAGCAGCUGAUCUGCAUGGACAAGGUUGUGUUCGUCGUCAACUUCUGCAAGAAGCCCUUCCAGCCCGGCUCGAACUGUGGAAGCUAUCAUGUUCCUGGUUCCCUCGCUUAAUCUUGUGUGUCCUGUCCUGCCAGUUGCAUUAUCACGGA